CAGACAACUGAGGAUGAUAUUUGAAUCCAUUAAUUGUAUCCUACUUUAUUCCUUAAAGUCUUAGUAACUAUUUCAACUCAGAAUUCAGAUGCACCCAAAGUUCUUGCAUAAAAACCAGAGUCUUCAAAAUAACAGUACAAUAACCUUAGCUAGCCUCACUUAAUGUACUCCCAACUCUUAUGGACGAACCUCACUUAACAACUUCCCUCUUCAAUUGGGCUACCACCAAACUGUUCCAACUACUAAAGGUCAUUUCUCUUGAAAAACAGUCUUAAUCUGAAAGAUGGAGAUACCUGUUUCUCAUGUUCAGAAGUCUUCAAAACCAAAGUCUAUUACAGAACUUCUUAAGGAAAUCGCGAUGUUGGAGCUCGAAGUUAUGCAUUUAGAGAAGUAUCUUGUUACAUUGUAUAAGAAAGCACUUGAUCGUCGUGUAGCAUCACUGUCAUAUAAAGACAUUGUAACAGAACAAAGGAUCAGUUCUGAUCGUUUUCAGAUGCCUCAAGGUUAUGCUGCGAGUAAUACCAUUUGUUUAGAAGAUUACAAAAAUGAAACUAAGGAGCAAGAAGAAUUGCUUGGUUGUAGCAUACAUCGCACUCACUCUUCGUUAUCUCAUCAUUCAGCUUAUCCUAGUCGAUUAUCUCCUUUAGUUGGAAAGGUUGCUGAAGCUGUAAACUCGUACCAUUCUCUGCCUUUGACUCUGCUCGAGCCUGAAGCUUCAAAUGAUGUAGCCAUCUAUGAUUCCAAUGAAGUUAAAGAGACAGCAAACUGGCUUUCGGAGGAGAUGGUCAGGUGUAUUUCAGCCAUCUACUGUGAACUGGCAACAAAUUCUGUCAGCAGUAAAAAUUUCUCAGCAUCACCUGGCAUUUCAUUUCCAUCAUCAAUGAGUGGAUCACCUCGCGCUGAAUCUAAUCUGUGGAGUCCUCAACCUAGGAUAUAUUCAUUGCAGGAUAUACAUUCAGAUGUUCCUUACCAAGUGGGAGGACAUAUUGAAUUUAGUGGACCAUAUCAUCAAAUGGUUGAGGUUGUUCAGGUUCAUAGGGACAGUACUAAACUUAAAGAUAUUGAGCCCACGCUUCAAAGAUUUAGGUCACUUGUUAACAAAUUGGAAGGAGUAAACCCCAGCAAAUUGAACCAUAAAGAGAAGCUAGCAUUUUGGAUUAAUGUGCACAAUGCCCUAGUGAUGCAUGCAUUUCUGGAGUAUGGAGUGCCACACAACAAGCUUAAACGAGUAUCUUUGCUAUUAAAGGCUGCAUAUAGCAUUGGGGGUCAUACUAUUAAUGUAAGCAUGAUCCGAGACUACAUACUGAAGUGCCCAAUGCCUCAUCCAGGACAAUGGUUCCAUCGAAUACUCCAUCUUCAGAAGAAAUUCAGGAAUCGAGACAGAAGAAAAUUUUUCGCGGUUGAUCAGUCUGAACCUCUAACUUACUUCGCCCUUUCCUGUGGAAGCUAUUCUGAUCCCCCGGUUCAGGUAUACAGUUCCCAAGGAGUGUUCCAGGACCUGAUAGCUGCAAGAAAUCAGUACAUAUUGAGCAACUAUCGCGUUCAUAAGAAUCUAAACAAGAUUCUGUUGCCAAAGAUCUUGGAGAAUUAUGCCAAAGAUUCCGGCUUACAUCCACCUGAUUUCAUGAAGAUUCUUGAACAGAUUCUCCCUGCAGAUCUUCAAAGAAACAGGAGUUGUAGUUACACUUUUCGGCAUAAGAAAGGUUGGAAAGGCAUUGAAUGGACUCCCCACGAUUUCAGUUUUCGUUAUCAGUUCCCCAAGGAGUUGUUGCAGUGAUCAUACAUUAGAUGGUUGUUACUUGAUGAGACAUGAACAUAGCGCGAAAGAGAUACUGAUCAAACAGGCUCAAGGUCUUCUGUACUGUCAUUUGGUUUCACAAGGAUGUCAGCCAAUAAUUAUGCAUGAAGAAGACAACACAUUUGAUGAUCUUUUAAUGUUAUUGGACUUGAGCUUAGUUGAUCAUUAUUAUCUUGAUUGAUUUCUGUAGUUUGUGGUUUGAGUUCAACCUCUAAAUAUGAGAAGAUAAGCUUAGGGAAUCAAAGUUGGCAUUUGGUUGGUUGCAACUUUGGCAUAUGUGAGAUUGGCCGGUCUCUUUUGUAGUGGUAAAGUGCUACUCAAGAAAGAUUAGUUUUGUCAGCUGGUUGUGAAAAUUGUUGGAUCUAAAUAUAUUUUGACAAUGAAAUAUUGAAAUAAGAACAUGUUGUGAAA
Molecule: messenger RNA, 2209 nt
Organism: Beta vulgaris subsp. vulgaris (sugar beet)
Lineage: Eukaryota; Viridiplantae; Streptophyta; Magnoliopsida; Caryophyllales; Amaranthaceae
Exons: 8
Coding region: 284-1777 (497 amino acids)
Source: RefSeq, a predicted model, not a curated record